This is a messenger RNA of Nematocida major, 1800 nucleotides long. RefSeq lists its product as uncharacterized. NCBI's taxonomy places the organism in Eukaryota, Fungi, Microsporidia. Bases 1 to 1800 code for a protein of 599 amino acids. The record is from RefSeq and is a predicted model, not a curated record. The transcript has a single exon.
AUGAGAAAAAACACAGAUAUGAAAAGUGCUGAAAAGGAGGAAAGAGCUUCUGCGUACAAGAGGCUGAGCCUUGCUUUUGAGCAGUCGAACUUUUUCGAAAUUGGCUCAACCAGGCUUCGAGCGGACCUGCAGGAAAACUAUCCGCUGGUGGUUCUCUUCUCCGUUAACCGUGACGCCUUUCACAUGCUUCUCUUCUCUAUGAUCUGGGAUAGCGUGCACUUGGAGGAAGACGACCUUCUGCCCCCGGAGAAGCAAGAGCACAUCAAAAGCCUCUGCAAGGCUGCGCUGUACAAGGAAAUACAGUGCAUUGGGGGACUUUUUCUGGCGCUCUACGACCCUGCCGCUUUUGAUGAGCUGGCUUUUGCGUAUGAGCAGCUGGAGAGUGCGCAAAAUAGGCUGGUUCACUGCAAGAUGAACUUGGCAGAAAAGUAUCAGCCAGACAUAUACUACAGGCAGUACAGCACCGAGUACAACGCCAGCGACGCAAAAUGGGCCUUCAUGGACGCACAGAAAAGGGCUUCUGCAGCGGCCCCUAAAGAAGACGGCAUGCUGCGCCAGAAAAAGAAGGCUCGCCCAGAGCCGUCUCGUGCCGAGAUGGAGGCGGAGAUGGAAGAGCUCCUGCUGAAAGAAAUGCCCCUCCUGCUGGAGAGAAUACACAGUGAGUGCGUGGAAAUAGAAAAACAAUACCAGAAAAUUUUGGGAAUAGAGCAGAGGUGCCGAAUGGCCUACACACUCGAGGCGAAAAAAGGCAGGAAUUUGUCCAAAUUCCCCACGGACAAUCUCAAAGCCCUUUUGGAGCGGAUAGAGUCUGCAGUCGGGCACACCAUGCGCCAGGUCCAUGGGAAAGAGUGGGGGAAGGUGCACAGCAGCAACAUAAAAGCCUUUAACAGCAUGACCGGCCUGGUAUGGUUCCGGGCGUGCAGAAGCUGUCUUUCUGUUCUGGGGCUGCCUGCCACUCCUGAGCCGAAGUUUUCCCUGCUGCCAAGAAAGCCUGCAGGGAACAGCUUUCCCGGGGAUAGCACCCAAGUCAUAGGGCACUACAUGGACGAGUCUUCCUGCACGGCGUACCGUGCACUGGACAGCCUGUUCAUGGACAUCCAGAAAAAGCUGAAGGAGAUGCCGGGGGAGCUGCUUUUUCCGAAAAGCGUGGAGAAACGGGCCUCUUUUCUGCUGAACAGCCAGCCAGUCUACAAAACUCUGGCGCUUGUUAAAGGCGCAUUUUUCCCCGAAAAUGCAGACUUCUUGCAAAGAGAAGUGGAAAACAUAAGCGCUUUUGCGUACUACACUUCAUACUUAAACAUGUCCCAGUCCUCGAUAAACAACCUUCUUCUAUACCCCUUGGUGUCCCCUGUGCGCGCAGGAAAAGACAAAAUGUUUAUUGACAUUCUUUACUACAUUUUCCUGCGGCUCUCUCAGGCCGGGUUUAGAAACCCCGAAACGUUCAGACGCGCCAAAAAGUGCAUUUCCACGGCGAAGAACAGCUUUGUAAACAAGGCGGCGCUGCAAAAGUGCACAAACUGUGCGUACUCUCUGCAGGCUCUUUCGGCACGGCUUGGGCAGGCUACAGACGUUUCUGAUGCGCUGGAGGCUGGCGCUUUCUACGAAAAAAACAGGGACACGUGCACGGUUGUCUUAUUGGGGACGCAGGAAAGCUGCUGCAGUAACUCCACGGGCAGAGAUAGCCCCUCAAAAGACUUGGAUCAUGCGCCGAGCUCUGGUUUGUUCAAAGUUGGUUUAAUAGUGCUUGGGGUAGUAGUCAUUGGGGCCCUUGGGGCUGUGGCAUAUGCAUUGGCUGCUUAG